AUGGAAAGCUCAAACCACAGCAAGCAGAACCAGUGGAGCUGUUCGAGCUCAGAGUCAGAGUUUUACAGCGUUUCCUCUCCAGACACCGUCUCGCCGGAUCCAUCCAUGGACCGGGGCUUCUCCCCGUCCCACCAGGCCCAGCCUACAUGCUCAAAAUCAGUCAAACCUGCAGGUGUUGUCAAGAAGAAACGCAGAUUAAGGCUGAAGAACCCGAGCGAGCAACGGCAGAACGCCAGUGAGAAGGAAAAGCUGAGGAUGAGGGAUCUGACCAAAGCUCUCCACCAUCUCAGGACCUACCUGCCUCCGUCCGUAGCUCCUGUAGGCCAAACCCUGACCAAGAUCGAGACGCUCCGGCUCACCAUACGCUACAUCUCGUUUCUGUCUGCUCAGCUGGGUCUCAGUGAAGAAGAGCUGAACCACAGGAAGAACAGGAACUCCAGCGGCUGCUCAUAUUCUCCAGAGAUCGUUGGUUAUUUUCAGUACAGGUCUAUGGCUGGAGGUUGGGUCGAGCAAGGACAGGGUCAUGGUCACUAUGAUGGACAGCAUGAGGGUUGCUCCGGUCAUACAGGGCAAUGUGAUGAGAUCAACAUGGAUCAGUAUGGUGGUUCCUCACAGCAGCAUUCAACAGAGCAAAACUUCUCUGCAAAUGUAGAUGGAUUCCUCCAGUCACAACAGUGUGCUCAAACAUCGCAGACAUACCAGGUUUAUGGCAGAAACUUUGGCUAUCAUCUUGUUUCUCAAGCUUACUGGAGCUGA
This is a messenger RNA of Onychostoma macrolepis, 756 nucleotides long. It is a transcript of the gene mespba, whose product is annotated as mesoderm posterior ba. The coding region runs from base 1 to 756 and encodes 251 amino acids. Gene Ontology annotation, biological process: heart morphogenesis; regulation of transcription by RNA polymerase II; mesoderm formation. The transcript is spliced from 2 exons. Gene Ontology annotation, molecular function: DNA-binding transcription factor activity, RNA polymerase II-specific; RNA polymerase II cis-regulatory region sequence-specific DNA binding; protein dimerization activity. Gene Ontology annotation, cellular component: nucleus. The record is from RefSeq and is a predicted model, not a curated record. NCBI's taxonomy places the organism in Eukaryota, Metazoa, Chordata, Actinopteri, Cypriniformes, Cyprinidae.